This is a messenger RNA of Carlito syrichta (Philippine tarsier), 2077 nucleotides long. RefSeq names its product zinc finger protein 605 (gene ZNF605). The transcript has 3 exons. The record is from RefSeq and is a predicted model, not a curated record. Lineage: Eukaryota; Metazoa; Chordata; Mammalia; Primates; Tarsiidae. Gene Ontology annotation, biological process: regulation of DNA-templated transcription. The coding region runs from base 1 to 2019 and encodes 672 amino acids.
AUGGUGCUUUUCCAGAUAUCGUUUGAAGAUGUGGCUGUGGAUUUCACGUUGGAGGAAUGGCAGCUACUUAAUCCUCUUCAAAAGAAUUUGUACAGAGAUGUGAUGUUGGAGAACUAUACCAAUCUAGUUUUCUUGGGUCAUCAAAUUACCAUACCUGAUGCAAUUUGCAAACUGGAACAAGAAGAACCAUGGAUAAUAGAUCAAAAACUCCUAUGUCAGAACUUUUCAGAACUCUGGCUACAUAAUAAUUCUAAAAUGCAGCCCCAAGAUUAUCAAGACAAGCUUAAGAGUAUGGAGAGAGGAUAUGAAUAUGUUUUUGAGAAAAUAUUGAAUUCAAGCAUAAACUUUUUUCAUUUAGGAAUGAGAUCCCAUAAAUGUGGCACAAGUGAAAAAAGUUUGAAACAUCCUUUUGAUUCUCUUAUUCCAAAAAAUAACUGUGGAAGAAAGAAACUUGAUGAACUCAAUAAGAAAUUAUUAUUCUGUAUCAAACCUGACAGAACACAUGGUGGAUUAAAAUACUGUGAGUGCAAUAAAUGUAGAAGAGCCAGCAGUGGAGAGUCAUGGCUCAUUGCAAAUCAUAUAAAACAUACAGGAGUUUAUUUAUGCAUGGAAUGUGGCAAAAUUUUUCAUAAGAAGUCACAGUUUAUUAUACACCAGAGAAUUCAUACAGGAGAGAAACCCUAUCAAUGCAGUGAAUGUGGAAAAGCCUUCUCACAGAAGUCACUGCUUACCAUUCAUCAAAGAACUCAUUCAGGAGAAAAACCAUAUGGGUGUGGUGAAUGUAAAAAAGCCUUCGGUAGGCGGUCACUCCUCAUUUUACAUCAGAGAACUCAUACUGGAGAGAAGCCCUAUGAAUGCAGCGAAUGUGCAAAAGCCUUCAGCAGAAAGUCACAGCUUAAAAGACAUCAGAUAACUCAUACCACAGAGAAACCCUACAGCUGCAAUGACUGUGGGAAAGCAUUCUCCCAGAAAUUAAAGCUCAUUACACAUGAAAGAAUGCAUUCAGGAGAGAAGCCUUAUGAAUGUAGUGACUGUGGAAAAGCAUUCUUUUGGAAGUCACAGCUUAUUACCCAUCAUAGGACACAUACAGGGAAGAAACCUUAUGCAUGUAGUGAGUGUAAAAAAGCCUUCAGCAGGAACUCACUCCUCAUUAGGCAUCAGAGGAUUCAUACAGGAGAGAAACCCUAUGAAUGCAGUGAAUGUGGUGAGGCCUUCAUCAGAAAACCACAGCUUAUCAAACAUCAAAUAACUCAUACAGGAGAGAAGAACUAUCAAUGCAAUGACUGUGAAGAAGCCUUCUUUAAGAAGUCGGAGUUAAUAAGACAUCAAAAAAUUCAUUUAGGAGAGAAACCCUAUCGGUGUAUUGAAUGCGGGAAAACCUUCUUUGGGAAAUCACAACUCCUAACACAUCAGAGAACUCACACUGGGGAGAAACCUUAUGAAUGCAGUGAAUGUGGCAAAGCCUUCACCCAGAAGUCAAGUCUGAUAUCGCAUCAGAGAACACAUACAGGUGAGAGACCCUAUGAAUGUAGUGAAUGCAGGAAAACCUUCAGUGAGAAGUCAAGUCUCAUUCAUCAUCAUAGAACCCAUACUGGAGAAAAGCCCUUUGAAUGUAACGAGUGUAGGAAAGCUUUUGCCUGGAAGCCACAGCUCCUUAGACAUCAGAGAAUUCAUACAGGGGAGAAACCCUAUGAAUGCAGUGAAUGUGGGAAAGCAUUUGUUCAGAAAGUGCAGCUCAUUAAGCAUCAGAGAAAUCACACAGGAGAGAAGACCUAUGGAUGCAGUGAUUGUGCAAAAGCUUUCUUUGAGAAGGGACAGCUCCUUAUGCACCAGAGAAUUCAUACAGGAGAAAGACCAUAUAAAUGUGGUGAAUGUGGGAAGUCCUUCACUAGAAAGUCACACCUUAUGAGGCAUCAAAGAAUUCACACAGGAGUCAAAUCUUAUGGAUGCAAGGAAUGUGGGAGCACCUUUAACGGGAAGUCACAGCUCAUGAUACAUCAGAGAAGCCAUAUAAUAUAGAGAUCAUAUAAUAUAGACAAUGGAGUGAAUGUGGAAAGCCUGCUAUCGGAGGUCAUAU